Trichoderma harzianum CBS 226.95 is the source of this 903-nucleotide messenger RNA. RefSeq lists its product as hypothetical. Lineage: Eukaryota; Fungi; Ascomycota; Sordariomycetes; Hypocreales; Hypocreaceae. The transcript is spliced from 2 exons. The annotation marks the transcript as partial. The record is from RefSeq and is a predicted model, not a curated record.
AUGCGUCCUACCAAUGCUUUGGUUUUGGGCCUUCUUGGCUUGGCCCCUCUCGCUGCUGGCCUCCCAACAGCUGGAUCUGUAGACCUCGAGCGCCGAUAUGUUGGUUCUGCUGCAGCUCUAGCUACCAAGCUGGUACGCUCCGUUAUUCCAGGAGUUGAAGCUCGCCACCAUACCGAGGCUCAAAUUGCUGCCAAAGAGAAGGCGGCUGCCAAGAAAGGUGGAAAGAAAAACCAGGCCCGUGGGGCUGAUGAGGUUCCCGAAGAUGAUGAGUUCGGGUCUUGGUCUGAUAAGCGUGCACCUCACCAUACUGAGGCCCAAAUCGCUGCCAAGGAGGCUGCCGCCGCUAAGAAGGGAGGAAAGAAGAAUCAUGCUCGUGAGACUGUAGUCCCCGAAGAUGAUGAAUUCGGGUCUUGGUCUGAUAAGCGAGCGCCUCAUCACACGGAGGCUCAGAUUGCCGCCAAGGAGGCUGCUGCUGCGAAGAAAGGCGGUAAGAAGAACCACGCCCGCGAUGCCGACGUGGUUCCUGAGGAUGAUGAGUUUGGGUCUUGGUCUGAUAAGCGUGCACCUCACCAUACUGAGGCCCAAAUUGCUGCCAAGGAGGCUGCUGCUGCGAAGAAGGGAGGAAAGAAGAACCAUGCCCGCGACGUUGAUGAGGUUCCCGAGGAUGAUGAGUUUGGAUCCUGGGCUGAUAAACGUGCACCUCAUCACACCGAGGCACAAAUUGCGGCCAAGGAGGCUGCCGCUGCUCAGAAGAAGGGUGGAAAGAAGAACCAUGCCCGCGAGGCUGAUGAGGUUCCGGAGGACGAUGAGUUUGGAUCUUGGGUUACCAGGCGAGACCCUCACCACACUGAAGCCCAGAUCGCUGCUAAAGAGAAGGCCGCUGCUAAGAAGGGUGGAAACAAG